Myxozyma melibiosi is the source of this 654-nucleotide messenger RNA. Its product is annotated as kinase-like domain-containing protein. Gene Ontology annotation, molecular function: protein serine/threonine kinase activity; ATP binding. The record is from RefSeq and is a predicted model, not a curated record. The transcript has a single exon. The annotation marks the transcript as partial. Lineage: Eukaryota; Fungi; Ascomycota; Lipomycetes; Lipomycetales; Lipomycetaceae. Gene Ontology annotation, biological process: peptidyl-threonine phosphorylation; peptidyl-serine phosphorylation.
CUGAUACUAGGCCGCUACAGACGACUGCGUCUCCUAGGCUCGGGCGCGUUUGCGAAAAUGUACCUCGCGCUCGACACAUACACCUCCACCCACGUCGCCAUCAAGCUCCUCGCGCCAGACAACGCCCAAAUCGCACGGCACGAGCACGCGCUUCUCAUCCGCCUGCGGCGGCGUAAUUCCAAGCACUUUGUCCGCGUGUUUUCGUUCUUCGCUGGGGAUGAGGAGCAGGAGGGUGGCACAGGUCUUGUGAUGGAGUUGCUGGAUUCGGCGACGCCGCUUGCGCUCCCGGCGUGCGAGCACGCGGGGGUCGGACAUGAUCUGCUUUCCUGCCCGGAGCGGAUCCAUGAGCUCGCGCGGCUUGCAUCGCAGCUUUUUGCCGGUCUGCACGAGCUACACUCGCUCGGCUAUAUCCACGCGGACCUGAAGCCGGAAAACAUUCUCUACGUGCCCGCGCAUGCGUCGCUGCCGGGGACGGUGAAGAUUAUUGAUUUAGGAAACGCGGUCGCGAAACAGGACCUCGUGCUUUAUCAUGACGACUUUGAGAUCCAGAGUCUAGGGUACCGCGCGCCUGAGGUGAUCCUCGGCGACGAAGGGUUCGAUGAGCGGGUGGAUAUCUGGAGCGUGGGUGUUAUCCUGCUCGAACUACUAGUCGGC